Ustilago hordei is the source of this 696-nucleotide messenger RNA. RefSeq lists its product as uncharacterized. The transcript has 4 exons. The coding region runs from base 1 to 696 and encodes 231 amino acids. The record is from RefSeq and is a predicted model, not a curated record. NCBI's taxonomy places the organism in Eukaryota, Fungi, Basidiomycota, Ustilaginomycetes, Ustilaginales, Ustilaginaceae.
AUGAGUGUCCAGUGUGUCGACUGGAUGCUUGAGGUGAUCCCUGGACUGCAGUGGACAACUGCCUUCAGUUCUAUCUUUAUCCAGACUGCAGGUUUCUAUGAACUGCCUUUGGAUGUCACUAUAACUAGUAAUGUAUGGUGUAGAGUGGAUGGUGAUCCACUCACUUGCUAUGAUGAGGAGCAUGGUGUCAGGGGUCUCGCGCCUGAAACCCAGGUCGGUCUGUCGAGAUACUUGGUGACUAUCAAACUGUGUGACAGCUAUUGUCUCGGUAUCGGUAUUGACGAGCUAGUUGCUUGGCAACUAUCAAGUUGCACAAUGACAGCAGGUGGCAUUUGUUGUAUAACUACUGCCUUCGGUUCUAUCUAUAUCUGGACCACUGUUAUGAUGUGUGUAGAGUGGAUGAGGAUCCACUCAACCUUUGAUGAUGAAAAGAGGGUACCUUCUUCAUCGAGUACUGUUCAGGGGGCCUCUUCUGCUUGCUUGGCACCCCUGUGCCUCUUGAGCUGUGUCGACUCCUUCGACACUGCUCCUUCUCCUUGCUAUCCUGCUUGUUUGGCACCCCUGUGCCUCCUGAGUGGUGUCGACUCCUUCGACACUGCUCCUCCUCCUCAGGACCUGCUUGCUGGUUUCCUAUACACUGCUCCUUCUCCUUUGACUGGUGAUGGUUCCUUUGACUCUUGUCUCUCGAGCCCCUGA